Messenger RNA from Coregonus clupeaformis (lake whitefish), 1653 nucleotides. RefSeq names its product gap junction beta-7 protein-like. The transcript is spliced from 2 exons. Gene Ontology annotation, biological process: cell communication. Gene Ontology annotation, cellular component: connexin complex. NCBI's taxonomy places the organism in Eukaryota, Metazoa, Chordata, Actinopteri, Salmoniformes, Salmonidae. The coding region runs from base 128 to 919 and encodes 263 amino acids. The record is from RefSeq and is a predicted model, not a curated record.
CAGGUGUGUUUGACGUGCAGAUCGACUGCACCAGCCAGCAUCGGAAAAUUGACCCCCGAAAGACACAACACAAACAGAAAAAACUGGAAUAGCCUGUUUAUAAUCGGCUCAUGUAAUCAGAAAGAAGAUGUCGAACUGGGGGUUUCUGGAGAACGUCCUGAGUGGGGUGAACAAGUACUCCACAGUCAUCGGGCGCAUCUGGCUCUCCAUCGUCUUCAUCUUCCGCAUCCUGGUGUACGUGGCGGCUGCUGAGCAGGUCUGGAAGGACGAGCACAAUGACUUUGUCUGCAACACCCAGCAGCCUGGCUGUGAGAACGUGUGCUUCGACCACUUCUUCCCCAUCUCCCAGAUCCGCCUGUGGGCCCUCCAGCUCAUCAUGGUGUCCACUCCCUCCCUAUUGGUGGCUCUACAUGUGGCCUACCGUGAGAACAGGGAGAGCAGGUAUGGCAAGAAGCUGUAUGAAGACAAAGGUAGGAUUGACGGAGGCCUGCUCUGCACCUAUAUCCUCAGCCUCGUCUUCAAGACUACCUUCGAGGUUGGCUCCCUCCUGGCCUUCUACUUCCUUUACAGUGGCUUUGACGUUCCCAGACUGCUUCGCUGCACCCUGGACCCUUGCCCUAACACUGUGGACUGCUACAUCUCCAAAGCCACUGAGAAGAUGGUCUUCCUCUACAUCAUGGGCUGCACGUCCAUAUUGUGUAUUGUGCUGAAUGUCUCAGAGAUGGUAUACAUCCUAUCUAAACAGUGCUGGAAGUGUUUUAGCAAGCGGUAUAUCCCUAUUGAAGAGAGAGCCCACUGGCAUUGUCAUCACACUGUCCCAAUCAGCAACAGUACCUCAACCCUUCAUCCCACACCUAACAAAGAUAUAAUUUGCUCACAAGAUCCAGCUACAAAGGGAAACCAACUCAUCCCCUCUUAAAUUGCAUUCAAUUACCUAAUAAUUUAUUGUGAUCAGAAUUCAGGGCUUCUUUUAACUUAAAUGAUUUCAGAAACUCUAUGUAAAACUUGGAGUUAUUCACCUUUAACCUUUUAACAGAUAUUGUUACUUUUAGUAUUAGGGUCGUAUUUAAGGCCUUUAUGUCUCAAAAGUGUGAUAAUCGAAUCUAGUAUAAUUUAUUUGAAAACCACCUUAGGUAUUAUGAUUCAUUACCCAACAAUCUAAAAUGGUAGGCCCUAUAGGCUAAUAGAAAAUAAACAUGUAGGCUAUUUGGAUAGUGCUGCUCGUCUGCAAUCGACUAUCCAAAUAAUCUAUCGGGAAAGGCUAAAUAAUAGAUGUGGCCUCUCUGACAGGUGUUGGACGUGCAAAUCGACUGCAGGAGGGUCGUUUCACGAAAUGAGUGCUCUUUGCAUCCCUUUGAUAUUUUAUGUAUAAAUUGUGCACAAAUAUUGACAUUUAAAAGCUUGUUAUAUCAAAUUUAGUGCCCUUUAGUAUAGACCAUAUGGAAAAUUUAAUACAUUUGAUUUUUAAUACGAAUAAAGACUUCUGCAUUUUGACAUGUCCCUCUGCAACUUCUAAUUAGAUUAACCCACUUAACCCCAACAUUUCUCAAAUAUUUCACCAUCAUUGUAAAGCCCUAGGUAAUGCAUUACUUUUACAGUCACUUCUGACUUUGGUAUUAUGAUUAAUGCAGAAUAAAAAAAAUUCAAGCUUUA